Plectropomus leopardus (leopard coralgrouper) is the source of this 3227-nucleotide messenger RNA. Lineage: Eukaryota; Metazoa; Chordata; Actinopteri; Perciformes; Serranidae. The record is from RefSeq and is a predicted model, not a curated record.
CCGGUGAGAGUGAGGACACCGAGAUAACGAGCACAUCCUCAGCCGUCGGUCCUGUCGAGUCGUCGAAGAUCUCCGGGGAAAUGUGUGCGAUGAGUCGGUACCGAGAAACCAGGAGUUAACGGCUGCUCGAGCCUCGACCGUUGGAUGUUGAGUUUAAAAGUUUCCUCGCGGUUGGGACGGUUGUUUGUUUGGGAUAAACCGCUGAGAGGGACAGGUGUCCUCUAACGUCACCAGCCCGUCUCCCCCUCUCCAUCCCCCGCUAGACUGCAGCACACCCGGGGCUGGGAGUUGAAACUUUUCUUCUUGGACAAAACUGGACUUUUCUGAGCCAUGUUGUGGACACGGUGGCUCGCCCUGCUGCUCUGCUGGGGGGCCACAAGCGGCGAGCCGCAGGCGGAUGAGAGGGACGGAAUCCCGGCUGAGGCCCGGGCGGACUCCCGCAGACAGCGGUCCCCUCCGCCGGUGGAGCCGCUGGACUUUGGGUUUGUGCCGGCGGCGGUUUAUGAUACCCACGCUUACUACGAGCCAGGGGCCAUAGGGAUCCUCUUCCACAUGGUCCAUGCGUUUCUCUACGUGGUUCAACCGAACACCUUUCCCAAAGAUCUGAUUGUUAAAGUCAUUCAACAAAACAUGGGGGGAAUCAAAAUAGAAGAAUGGAGAAAGCCAGAAAAUGUGGUCCUGUUAUUGCAGUGGAUUUACUACGAGGCUGGAUUCCUCAUAUGUGCGACCAUCGGUAUCCUGUUCGUGGUCCUCACCCCCAUCAUUGGCAUGUGUUUCUGUGUGUGUCGAUGCUGUGAGAACUGCGGAGGGGAGAUGCAUCAGAGACAGAGAAAGAACGUCGACUGUCAGAGAGGUUUCUACACUGCCUCGCUCAUCGCCACCUCCAUCUUCAUGAUUCUGGGAGUACUCAUGGCGUAUGCUGCAAACCACAAUGUCAGCGCCCAAAUUAAAAGCACUCGACGGUUCAUCAACACCAAUAUGAGAGACCUGAAGACAUUUGCCAACAACACACCUGCGCAAAUAGAAUACCUGACAGCCCAGUACACCACAGCAAAGAACAAAGUCCUGUCAGACCUCGACAACAUUGGACCUUUGCUGGGUGGGAGGAUCCAAAGUCAGCUGGAGAAAGAGGUGGUUCCCUCACUGGACACUGCGCUCCGUAUGGCAGGAGCCAUGCGGGAGACCAAAGAGGCCCUAGAGAACGUCAGCUCCUCCUUAGAGGUUCUUCAGGAGGGGACAGGGAAACUUCAGGCCAGUCUGUCGUCGGAGCGUGCCUCUCUGUCUAACACUUUGUCAGACCCCGCCUGCACUAAUGGAGCCGUGUCUCCCACCUGUAACACCAUCCGCUCCACGCUGUCCCAGCUGGGAAUCAAUGCUGACUACUCUAAGCUCCCAGAAGUCAGUCAUGCCUUGGCCAAUGUCAAUACUGUCCUGAAAACAGACCUCAGCAACAUUGUACAAAAGGGUUACUCGUCCUUUAAUGACACACCAAAACUGGUUAAAGAACAAACUAAAAACAUUGUCACAGCUCUUCCUCGAGUAAAAGGCAUGCUGGAUAAGAUUGGCACAGAGAUCAACGCCUUCUCCAAGAUGUUCCCUGUAGAAGCUUCACUGGCAAAUUUCACCAUUUUCCUCACAGAUGGACAAAAAAACAUUGAGUCCUAUUACCCACAGAUUGACCAAAUGGAUUUCUACAGGUGGAUCGGCUGUGUGGCGGUCCUCUGUAUGGUCGUCCUGGUCCUGGCUUUUAACUGCCUCGGACUGCUGUGUGGCACCUGCGGCUACGACAAACAAGCUACACCGACAACCCGAGGAUGCCUAUCAAAUACCGGCGGCAACCUGCUAAUGGCUGGGGUAGGCUUCUCUUUUAUCUUCGCCUGGGUGCUGAUGGCCAUCGUGACCACCUUAUUUGUUGCGGGGGGCAACGUGGAGAAGAUGGUGUGUGAACCGCUCGCUAACCGACAGCUAUUCAAGAUCAUAGACACACCAUAUCUGGUUCAUCCCGCAAAGAAGAACUUUCUCCCUGGGAUGCUGUUUCAGAACCCGAACAUCGACUUGACUUUGGGGAGCAUGUACAGGGACUGCUAUGAGAACAACGGUCUGUACCACUCUCUGCAGCUGGAGACCAUGUUCAACAUCAACUCCUUCCUCAACAGAACUGUGUACAACCAGGAUCUGGCCAAAGUAUUUCAGAGCGUGCAGGUCGACCUGCAGGACAUCACGCUGCUGGAGAAGGCCGGCAGAGACAACCUCAUUAACUUCGCCAACUCUGGAAUCGGACAGAUCGACUAUGAAGCCUACCUGGCUGAGGCAAAUAAGGGAGUCACUCUCGUGGAUCUCCUGACCUUCUCUGCUGACCUGGAGGCUCAGGCUGACCAACUGCCACGUGGUGCUCUGGAGAACGCAUUGAAAGGACACGCCAGCAGUAUCAGACAAAUUCACAGAGACCAGGUGGUUCCCAUGGAGCAAGCAAUGAGUACGCUGAGCCAGAGUAUCAAGCAACUGCAGAGGAUGUCCAACGACCUGCCAGUCAAGGUUACGAAUAUCCUGAGUGCCAUCGAUGCAGCCGAGUACCUCAUCACUCAUAACGCCUCUCAUGUGGUAAAACAGGAAACGCAUGGUUACACACAGACCUUGGUGGGAUACUUCAAACAGUACACAGAAUGGGUUAAAAACUCAUUGACUGCAGAGGUGGCCCAGUGUAAACCCAUCAGUAACAUCGUGGACAGCAUGGAGAUAGUAGCCUGCAGUUUCAUAGUCGAUUCAGUGAACACAUUCUGGUUUGGUCUGGGAGGCUGCUGUAUCCUCCUGAUCCCCAGUAUCAUCUUCUCCACCAAACUGGCCAAGUUUUACAGAAGGAUGGACACAGAGGACGUCUUUGAAGAUAUGGGUAAUACAGGUAAUCAUGGUGAGCAAGUGUGCGAUAUCCACGGAGAUCUCGCUGCUGUCAGCUCUCCCUAUUACGACACUCUGACCCGGUUCCCUCGAGCGUCUGCUCCCCCGUGCUACUGCGACUGAUGACCCAAAGGAACUCGUCGAUGAGCGGACAAGAGAGCUGGAACUGAUAUGUCCCUCGUGGAUCACCAGACUUUCCAGCUCUUCCAUUCAGAUCUUGUAACACUUCCGAGGACCAAAAGGGAAGAACAACAACAAUCAGGAACUGUGUGGUGAGAGCGUCCCACCCCUCAGACCCCCUUCAAGCCAUUUGACAAGGACCUCAGAUGUCA